Molecule: messenger RNA, 2120 nt
Organism: Salarias fasciatus (jewelled blenny)
Lineage: Eukaryota; Metazoa; Chordata; Actinopteri; Blenniiformes; Blenniidae
Product: beta-1,4 N-acetylgalactosaminyltransferase 2-like
Exons: 13
Coding region: 108-1757 (549 amino acids)
Biological process (GO): UDP-N-acetylgalactosamine metabolic process; UDP-N-acetylglucosamine metabolic process
Cellular component (GO): Golgi membrane
Molecular function (GO): acetylgalactosaminyltransferase activity
Source: RefSeq, a predicted model, not a curated record
CACUGAGCUGACAGUCUGUUCUUUCACCUCCCCUCCUUCUUUUGAAAUGUCUCUCUUGAGUCAGUCAGCCAGUCAUUUUAGACACAGACAGGAUAAGACUGGGACACAUGAAAAAGAUGCCUGAAUCAAACAAAAGACUGGUUCUGGUUGCUGUGAUAUGUGUGACCACACUGCUGUUGCUUCUCAUGUAUUGCAAGACGAACAGCUUUUCACUGGCUUCUCAGGAAAUGGUAAUCGAACCAAAAAGGUCCACAUUUCCCCGUCAGCUUCCGCCUUCUCCAUCCUGUGAAUGCAGUCAUGGCGCAGUGCCUCUCAAAGAUCUCCACCCCAAGGAGCAGCGUGAGGCCAUCAUGCAACGUCGAACAAAGGAGUUCCAGCAACACAAAGCAAGGACAUCAUCUGUUCUAUCCAAACUCCUCUAUGCUUUGCCAAACUCUCCUCUGCAGUAUCCAAUCCAAGGCUACACAGUGCGGCCUUUGACCCCAACACUAAUACCAGUAUUAGAGCUGCAUGCGGGAAAAAGAGACAGCUACAAGCGGGCUGCUAGGCUGGCACAGGUUUCACCCGCUGCUGAGGGUGGCCUGGGGACCUUCUCUUCAGGGCAGCUGCCUUCCUCUCAGCCGAGAUGUUCAAAGCACCAUGAGGGAUCCGCUGCUGGAGCCCAGCCACCUAAGAAGCAGGCAAAGACCGAGCAGCAGCUCGCUACAGAGACAGCUCGGCUGCAUAGGGAACUGGAGGAGGUGUUCUUGAAUGUGUCCAAAGGCAUCCUGACGACAGUGACUCCAGACGCACAGGUGACAGUUAACGGUGCUGGUACAAGAGGACUGUCCAUUGAGUCCAGCAGCCUGGUGCUCCUGAAUGAACUUCUGGCCAAAGUCUCGUACACCAGCAGUACCUACCACAUCAACAGUGGAGACCUGGCAUUCUUCAGGUUUGAGAGCCAUGAAGCUUUGUUUCCCAUUGUCAUCAAACAGCCCCAAGUCCCAGUUCUGUACGACAUGGGAACAGACAUUCGGUCUCAAGUCACCAUCAUCACAAAAACUUUCCUGAGAUACCCACAGCUAAAGGUGUUGUUGGCCAGCAUUCGAAAGUUCUACCCUGACAUAACGGUCAUCAUCGCAGAUGACAGCUUUGAACCAGAACACAUCUCUGGAGAAAAUAUCCAGCAGUACAUCAUGCCUCCAGCUCAGGGCUGGUUCGCCGGUAGGAAUCUGGCGGUUUCCCAGGUGAUCACCAAAUACCUCUUGUGGGUGGACGAUGACUUUUUUUUUACAGAGAAUACAAAGAUUGAGGAAUUUGUGGAGGUGAUGGAGGCUGUCCCGGAACUGGACGUGGUGGGAGGAUCAGUAGAAGGGAACCAGUUCUACUUUUCUAUUCUUUAUGAGGAAGGAGACGGAGUGGAAGGCGGCUGCCUGAUCAGGAAGUCUGGUGGAAAGUUUCACCCACUUCCUGACUUACCAAAAUGCUAUUUCACUCAUGGAGUGGUCAACUUCUUCCUGGCUCGGACAGACGCCGUACGGAGGGUCGGCUUUGACCCUCAGCUGCAGCGGGUAGCUCACUCAGAGUUCUUUAUGGAUGGUCUGGGCUCACUGAUGGUCGCCACAUGUCAAGACGUGAAAAUCGGCCAUCAACGCAAAACUGCGGAAAACACCAAUCCUCGCUACGCAAAAUUCAGAACACCUACAAAGAGUGACGAUGGCUUUAAAUCCCAGCUUCACUAUUUCAAAAAUCAUCUCAAGUGUUUUCUUUAUUCAUGAAAGACUUCAGAACAAAAAAAUGUUGGCGUGAGUUCUGCAGCUGUCUUUUGUCCAACCCUGUACUGUUUUUAUUUGGGCCUCAGAGUCCCUGAUCGUGGUGAUAUCCUGAUUAUGACACCUGCAGUAAUGUAAUCCCUUGUUUUUCAAACUAUUAAAAAUGUCAUAAAAUAUUUGUUUGUGUGUGUGUCGGUUUGAGAGUGUGAGUGUGUGUUUCAGGCCUGUUGCAGUGUGAUGUCUUUUAUCCAACCCUGUAUUGUUUUAAUUUGGGCCUCAGUUUCCCUGAUCAUGGUGAUAUCCUGUUUAUGACACCCGCAGUAAUGUAAUCUCAUAUUUUUGAAACUAUUAAAAAUGUCAUAAAAUGUU